GCAAGCAACGAUCAUUUACCUAGCCACUCUUUGAAGUAGCUAGCUAGCCACAUUAAUAUGGAUGCGAGCAAUGGCAGCUCCUCAGCAGCGGCACCUCAAAGCCGGCCUCUCUCGAUACGCACGAAACCAAGGGCACCAGCCGCCGGCACCGACGAAUGGACGACGAACGAUUCCACGGCGGAGAAGGAGCCCGUGAGCCCUACUGCAAGGCUCAUGGAACCUGUAUACAUCGUCGUAACCAUUGGCCUCGGCUCACCCUUAGACCUACCCGUCUUCACCACCCACAUGGCCAGCGGGCUUCCCCGAUAUUCACGCUUCCAAAGUAUUCAGGUGACAGAGGAUGGCAACCCGCGGUGGGCACGCGUAAAGGUGAAGGUGGAGGAUCACAUCGUCGUCCCGACGCUGGAUCCCGUGGCCGUGGCCGCUAACCCAGACCAGUCCGUGGAGGAUUACGUGGCCUCGCUGUUCACGCUCCCCAUGGACCGCUCCCGCCCGCUCUGGGAGUUCCACUUCCUCAACUUCCCGACUUCGGAGGCCACCUCCACCGCCAUCAUCCGCGUGCACCACUCCCUUGGCGACGGGAUGUCGCUCAUGACGCUCCUCAUGUCGUCUGCAAGCAGCGCCGCUGACCCGACGAGACUGCCGGCCAUGCCGAAGCAGCCCGAGCGCACUGGCGCCAUCUACGCGCCGCGGCGGCCGCGCUCUUCUGGCGCCAUGCCUUUUCUCGGCUGGGUCUGCUCGUAUUUUGUCUUAGCCUGGAACACCAUGGUGGACGUUGCCGCCUUCAUCGCCACAAUGAUGUUCCUGAGAGACCCGCACACGCUCUUCAAGCGCUCCGACGACACAGUGUUCAACCCACCGAGGCGCUUCGUACACAGGAGUCUUAGCUUGGACGACGUCAAGUUCAUCAAGAAUGCCAUCAACUGCACUGUCAAUGAUGUCUUAGUUGGUGCGACUUCUGCUGCUCUGUCACGGUAUUACUUCCGCAAGUCAGGUAACAGCAACUCGGAUAAAAUCCGUCUGCGCUCGGUCCUCCCUGUCAAUUUAAGGUCAACCACUAGCUUACAAACAAAUGUUAAUAUGAUAGAAUCUGGUAAGAGUGACGAUGUGGCAUGGGGAAAUCAACUAGGCUACAUCAUCCUUCCAUUUCAUCUAGCAAUGCACGAUGAUCCACUUGCAUAUAUUCGCAAAGCAAAGAAGACUCUGGAUAGAAAAAAGAGCUCACUUGAAGUGGUUUUCACCUGUAAGAUGAGUGAACUUUUUCUUAAAAUGUUUGGCGUAAAGGCAGGCGCCUUUAUCUUCCGCCGUAUGUUCGCAAAUACAACUAUAUCUUUCACAAGCAUGAUUGGACCGGCUGAACAAACAAAUUGGUGUGGGCACCCAGUUGUCUUCAUUGCGCCUAGUGUUUAUGGAGUUCCCCAAGCUCUGAUUAUGCACUACCAGAGUUAUGGUAGCACUAUCAAGGUGAUUCUAUCUGUCGACAAGGAAAUAUUUCCGGAUUAUAGUCAACUUCUAGAUGACUUUGCUGUCUCCUUCAGGUGCAUCAAGGAUGCAGCCUCCAAGCUUUAAUAUUCAUCAAGAAAGAGUAAUUCCUGAAUAAUUUUAUAAUUUUACUUACUCAAGCUGUAUAAUGCUACCAGUAUAUAUUCCUAUGUAUUCGAUGAAUGUAUAGUGAAGCGCUACAUGGUAAUUACAACCAUAAACACUACAAAAUUAAGGUUGGAAUUCAAAUACAUUGAGCGCAUUGUUGGAUAAUGAUGUAUCCAAAGGGAAUUUGAAAUGCAAUUUCUAUAUCAGGACCA
Messenger RNA from Lolium perenne, 1802 nucleotides. Its product is annotated as wax ester synthase/diacylglycerol acyltransferase 11. Gene Ontology annotation, cellular component: plasma membrane. The record is from RefSeq and is a predicted model, not a curated record. Gene Ontology annotation, biological process: triglyceride biosynthetic process. Gene Ontology annotation, molecular function: diacylglycerol O-acyltransferase activity. Lineage: Eukaryota; Viridiplantae; Streptophyta; Magnoliopsida; Poales; Poaceae.